Messenger RNA from Rhizoctonia solani, 939 nucleotides. Its product is annotated as N-acetyltransferase. The record is from RefSeq and is a predicted model, not a curated record. The transcript is spliced from 8 exons. Lineage: Eukaryota; Fungi; Basidiomycota; Agaricomycetes; Cantharellales; Ceratobasidiaceae. Bases 1 to 939 code for a protein of 312 amino acids.
AUGUCGCAUUACCAUGGAAUGUUCGAUGUGAUUCAUGCACGCAGUUCUGCCAACGGGGUCACUAAUUUCCGAGAGUUUAUAAACGACAUGGGACUUUGCUUGCGACCAGGUGGUAUUUUGUUGGUGAUCGAAGGGGAUUUGCAAUUAUGGUCGUACAACAGGGAGCCUCAGGAGAUUGCUUACGGCGAUGGUGAUCGAAACAAAAGUUGGAUGGCGAGGAUGCUUUUUGAGGCGUUCAGUACUAUGAAGGGUCGUGGUUCACACGUAGAUGCCAACGUCAACCUUUACAAUUGGUUGUGUCAGAACCCGCUAUUUGAAGACGAGGACUGGGGAAAGUUGUUCACCCCUAUCGGACCAUGGGAACGAGGUCGGACGACUGCCGAAACUAACAAACUCCAAAUAAUUGGUGAACUCAUGCGUCAGAAUUCGUUGGCUUUCGUCAGAGCUCUCAAACCUCUCUUGAUUUCCGAAGGAUAUGCUCCUGAAAUCGUUGACCGGUUUAUCGCGGGCACUGACAGAGAGCUAUCUGAACUAAGCAUACAUAUGUACGUCAAGUGGCACUAUGCAUGGGCAGUUAGAAAGGCAGAGUUAGAUCCUGGUCUUGUACCUGUUGACGAAAGAUCAGCUCAGGCUGAGAGUGGCCCAGAGACAACCCCCUCCACCUCCACAAUUUCAACUGUGGGCUCUCCACUCACCGUCGACGGACUGUCAGACCCAAACCAGUUUUCUCUGGAGAAAGAUGGUGAAAACAAAAUGCAUAUUGGAUCCUCCUCCGUCGGCAGCUUGGAACGCAUGUCAGAUGUAGGGCUGUGGGCCGCGCAAAGCUCGGGAGUCGCAGCUGCCGAAACAGACUCUGGGAGUGAACAUGGUUCCGAGGAGGAAUUUAUUGACGUAGAUAGUGAUGGCGAUGUAGAUAUAGAAGAUGUGACAGAUGCGUAG